AUGAGUGUGAUAACUUGGAAUAUUAGGGGGUUGAAUAAAACAUAUAAGCAAAAGGAGGUGAAGGAGUUUAGAAAAGGUAAUAAUAAAGCUCUAAUAGCGUUGGUGGAACAUAGAGUAAAGGAGCACAGAACCAAUGAUAUAAUCAAAAAGAUAGCACCUGGUUGGCAGUGGAUAUCAAAUUCUAGUCCAAGCAAUAAAAGUAGAAUACGGGUAAUAUGGGAUCCUAGAAUUUAUGAUUUUGAUCCAGAAGAAGUUGAUGAGCAGUUGAUACAUGGUCAGAUUAGAAUCAUAUCAAAGGCAUUCACAUUUGGGUUUUCAGCAAUAUAUGGAUUACAUACUAUCAAAGAUAGUCUAAGUAUGUGGAGGAAGUUGAGACAGAUACAUAGUUUACAACAGGGGCCCUGGUUAGCAAUGGGGGAUUAUAAUGCUGUUCUUCAGGCACAAGACAGACAGCAUGGUAUUGAGGUACAAGAUAUGGAAACAAGAGAUUUUAAGGAAUAUAUGCUUGAUACAGGGAUGCAUGAAUUACAAUAUGUGGGAAGGAAUUAUACAUGGACUAACAAUCACACUUAUAGUAGAAUAGAUAGGGGAUUAGUAAAUGUAGCCUGGAUGAUGAUAAUGCCUAAUAUGAAAGUACAGGUCUUAGAGCCAUUAGUGUCUAAUCAUUCACCAUUAAAGCUAAUGAUAACACAAGUGCAGGGGAAGAAGAAUAGACCAUUCAGAUUCUUCAAUUGUAUAGCUGAUCAUCAUCAAUUCAUACAGAAAGUUGAACAAGCCUGGGAAGGAAGGAAUACUGGUGGUAUGAUGCAAGUAGUAUGGAAUAAGCUCAAGAAGGUAAAGGAGGCUAUUAAAGAGAUUAACAUACAUCAUUAA
This is a messenger RNA of Nicotiana attenuata, 873 nucleotides long. RefSeq lists its product as uncharacterized. The record is from RefSeq and is a predicted model, not a curated record. The transcript has a single exon. Lineage: Eukaryota; Viridiplantae; Streptophyta; Magnoliopsida; Solanales; Solanaceae. Bases 1 to 873 code for a protein of 290 amino acids.